GCGCAGCCAACCAGCGGCCGAGGGGCAGGGGCGGGCCGCGUACCCCUCAGUCAGGCGCGGCGCGGCGGCGGCGCAGAUCAGCUCUCGGAGCUCUGGCUGCAGCCUGCUGGGGUCUGCGCCGAUCGCGGGGAGCCGCUGAACAGCGGCCGAGGGCGCUUCGUGUGUUGCCAGGAUUGCGACCCCUGCUGGAAAGAGUGACCUCAAGGCCAGCAAGAUGGCGGGAGCAUCUGUGAAGGUGGCGGUGCGAGUGCGUCCAUUCAACUCCCGUGAGAUGGGCCGGGAUUCCAAAUGCAUCAUCCAGAUGACGGGAAACACCACCACCAUCGUUAACCCAAAGCAGCCCAAAGAGAUGCCCAAAAGCUUCAGCUUUGACUAUUCCUAUUGGUCUCACACCACGCCCGAAGACAUCAAUUAUGCAUCUCAGAAGCAGGUGUACCAGGACAUCGGGGAGGAAAUGUUGCAGCAUGCCUUUGAGGGCUAUAAUGUCUGUAUCUUUGCCUAUGGGCAGACAGGUGCUGGCAAAUCCUACACCAUGAUGGGGAGGCAGGAGAAGGAUCAGCAAGGCAUCAUCCCGCAGCUGUGCGAGGAUCUCUUCUCCCGAAUCAACGACACCACGAAUGACAACAUGUCCUAUUCUGUGGAGGUGAGCUACAUGGAGAUAUAUUGUGAGCGUGUGCGGGACCUGCUGAACCCCAAGAAUAAGGGGAACCUGAGGGUAAGGGAGCACCCCCUCCUGGGUCCCUAUGUUGAGGACCUCUCCAAGCUGGCCGUCACUUCCUACAAUGACAUCCAGGACCUGAUGGACUCUGGGAAUAAAGCCAGGACGGUUGCUGCCACAAACAUGAAUGAAACCAGCAGCCGAUCACAUGCUGUCUUCAACAUCAUCUUCACCCAGAAACGGCAUGAUGCAGAAACUGACGUCACCACCGAGAAGGUCAGCAAAAUCAGCCUGGUUGACCUGGCUGGGAGUGAACGGGCCGACUCUACAGGGGCCAAGGGCACGAGGCUAAAGGAGGGAGCAAACAUCAACAAGUCUCUGACCACGCUGGGGAAGGUCAUCUCUGCGCUGGCUGAAGUGGAUUCGGGGCCCAAUAAGAACAAAAAGAAGAAAAAGACAGACUUCAUCCCAUACCGGGACUCCGUGCUGACCUGGCUCCUCCGGGAAAACCUGGGUGGUAACUCCAGGACUGCUAUGGUUGCUGCUCUCAGCCCUGCUGAUAUAAACUACGAUGAGACCCUCAGUACUUUAAGGUAUGCUGACCGUGCCAAACAGAUCAGAUGCAACGCUGUCAUUAAUGAGGAUCCUAACAAUAAGCUGAUCAGGGAGCUGAAGGAUGAAGUGGCUCGUCUGAGAGAUCUGCUCUACGCCCAGGGUCUCGGAGACAUCAUUGACACUAACACUGCUCCAGGAGGACCUAAAUACAUGACCGACUUUGAGAACAAUAAUGGUAACCGUAGCCUGGCAGAACUGAGUCAACGCCCUGACAAUCUCUCCACAGUGACCAAUGCCUUAGUGGGGAUGAGCCCGUCCUCCUCGCUUUCAGCCUUGUCCAGCCGAGCUGCCUCCGUCUCUAGCCUCCAUGAACGCAUCAUGUUCGCUCCGGGCAGUGAAGAGGCCAUUGAGAGGCUGAAGGAAACAGAGAAGAUCAUUGCUGAGCUGAACGAGACCUGGGAAGAAAAGUUGCGGAGGACAGAAGCAAUCCGCAUGGAGAGGGAAGCUUUGCUGGCAGAAAUGGGCGUGGCCAUGAGAGAAGAUGGAGGCACGCUGGGUGUUUUCUCUCCUAAAAAGACGCCUCACCUGGUCAAUCUGAAUGAGGAUCCGCUGAUGUCUGAAUGCCUUCUGUACUACAUUAAGGAUGGGAUAACCAGGGUCGGCCGAGAGGACACUGAGAGGAGGCAGGACAUCGUGCUGAGUGGACACUUCAUUAAGGAAGAGCACUGCAUUUUCCGCAGCCACACCAAGGCCGGUGGCGAAGUAGUGGUGACACUAGAACCUUGCGAAGGGGCCAACACCUACGUCAAUGGCAAAAAAGUGAUGGAACCCACUGUCCUGCGAUCUGGAAACCGCAUCAUCAUGGGGAAGAGUCAUGUGUUCCGAUUCAACCACCCUGAGCAGGCUCGCCAGGAGCGGGAGCGGACCCCAUGUGCAGAGACCCCCGCAGAGCCAGUGGAUUGGGCCUUCGCACAGCGAGAGCUGCUGGAGAAACAAGGCAUUGACAUGAAGCAGGAGAUGGAGCAGAGGCUUCAGGAACUGGAGGACCAAUACCGCAAAGAGAGAGAAGAGGCCAACUAUCUUCUUGAGCAGCAGAGGCUGGACUAUGAGAGUAAACUAGAGGCUUUACAGAAGCAGAUGGACUCCAGGUAUUAUCCUGAGGCCAAUGAGGAAGAGGAAGAGCCUGAAGAUGAAGCGCAGUGGACUGAGCGGGAGUUUGAGCUGGCCCUCUGGUCCUUCAGGAAGUGGAAGUGGUACCAAUUCACGUCGCUCCGGGACCUGUUGUGGGGCAAUGCAAUUUUCUUAAAGGAGGCCAAUGCCAUUAGCGUGGAGCUGAAGAAGAAAGUCCAGUUCCAGUUCAUCCUCCUCACAGACACUCUUUAUUCACCUCUGCCUCCUGACCUGCUGCCCCCCAGUGCUGCCAAAGACCGAGAGAAACGGCCCUUCCCACGAACCAUUGUGGCUGUGGAAGUGCAGGACCAGAAGAAUGGAGCAACACAUUACUGGACUAUGGAGAAACUCAGACAGCGGCUGGAUCUGAUGCGUGAAAUGUAUGACAGGGCAGCAGAAGUGCCUUCUAGCAUCCUUGAGGACUGUGACAACGUUGUGACGGGCGGAGAUCCCUUCUAUGACCGUUUCCCCUGGUUCAGACUGGUUGGCAGUUCAGAUAUCUCUGGCUGCAACAGCUCUCCUCUUUUCAACACAUGCAUGAGCGAGCGCAUGGCUGAUCUCACCCCCUCCCCCACCUUCUCGAACCCCGACUCCGACAUCACCGAGCCUGCUGACGAGCAGCACGUGGGGAAGGAGGAGGAGGAGGAGGAGGAGGACCUGGAGGAAGACAUCUUUCCGGAGUACCCGCUGUAUGAUGGCCGGGAUCCAUUUUACGACCGCUCCCCCCUGUUCAGUUUAGUAGGAAGGGCAUUUGUGUAUCUCAGCAACCUGCUGUACCCGGUGCCGCUGGUGCACCGCGUCGCCAUUGUCAGUGAGAAGGGCGAGGUGAAGGGCUUCCUGCGCGUGGCAGUCCAGGCCAUCUCAGCGGAUGAAGAAGCCCCGGAUUAUGGUUCUGGAGUACGGCAGUCAGGGACAGCCAAAAUAUCCUUUGAUGAUCAGCACUUUGAGAAGGUACAGUAUGGCAGCCAGCCCCAGUUCCAGUCUGAGGCCUGUCCCAUGGCGGGGAUGUCUCGUUCGGGGACCUCGCAGGAGGAACUGCGGAUUGUUGAAGGCCAGGGACAGAUAACUGACAUCGGACCUUCUGCAGAUGAAGUCAACAACAACACCUGUGCAGUGACUCCAGAUGAUCUUCUUCUGGACAAUCCAGAGAAAGUUGCUCUAGAUGAGCCAUUGGAAGCAGUUCUGGACCAUCUGACGCUGGGCAGCAUCUUCACCUUCCGAGUGACUGUUCUGCAGGCCUCCAGCAUCUCUGCAGAAUAUGCAGAUAUCUUCUGCCAGUUUAACUUUAUCCAUCGUCACGAUGAGGCCUUUUCAACGGAGCCCUUGAAGAACACAGGACGAGGGCCGCCUCUCGGGUUCUAUCAUGUCCAGAACAUUGCAGUGGAGGUGACCAAGUCAUUCAUUGAGUACAUCAAAAGCCAACCAAUUGUGUUUGAGGUAUUUGGGCAUUAUCAGCAACAUCCCUUUCCUCCUCUCUGCAAGGACGUGCUCAGCCCACUGAGACCAUCCCGACGCCACUUCCCCCGGGUCAUGCCGUUGUCCAAGCCAGUGCCAGCGACGAAGCUGAGCACCCUGGCGCGACCCAGCGCAGGGCCCUGCCAGUGCAAAUACGAUCUGAUGGUCUUCUUUGAGAUCUGCGAGCUGGAGGCCAAUGGCGAUUACAUUCCUGCUGUUGUUGAUCACCGUGGAGGGAUGCCGUGCCAUGGAACCUUCCUGCUCCACCAGGGAAUCCAGAGGAGGAUCACCGUGACGUUAGUGCAUGAAAACAGCAGCCUUGUUCGUUGGAAAGAAGUGCGAGAGCUGGUUGUGGGUCGGAUCCGAAACACCCCAGAAGGGGAUGAGUCUCUCAUCGACCCCAACAUCUUGUCUCUGAACAUCCUGUCGUCUGGAUACGUCCACCCCUCCCAGGAUGAUCGGCAGUUUCUUGAUUCGGAUAUGCCUAGGACGUUUUACCAGUUUGAAGCAGCGUGGGACAGCUCCAUGCAUAACUCCCUGCUGUUGAACCGAGUCACCCCUUACAGAGAGAAAAUCUUCAUUACCCUCUCCGCUUACAUUGAGAUGGAGAACUGCACCCAGCCAGCUGUGAUCACCAAAGAUUUCUGCAUGGUCUUCUACUCCAGAGAUGCCAAACUUCCAGCGUCUCGCUCCAUCCGCAAUCUCUUUGGCAGCGGGAGCCUGCGGGCCUCAGAGAGUAACCGUGUGACUGGGGUGUAUGAGCUCAGCCUUUGCCGUGUGGCUGAUGCCGGCAGUCCAGGUAUGCAGAGACGACGCAGGCGUGUGCUGGACACCUCUGUUGCAUACGUGAGGGGCGAGGAGAACCUGGCUGGGUGGAGACCUCGAAGUGACAGCCUCAUUCUGGAUCAUCAGUGGGAACUGGAGAAACUCAGCCUCCUACAAGAGGUUGAGAAGACGAGGCAUUACCUCCUCCUGCGUGAGAAGCUGGAGACGACCCAAAGAUCAGGCCUGGAGUCCCUGUCCCCAUAUUCCAGUGAGGAUUCCGACUCCCAUAGCACUUCCCGUGUCUCCUCUCCACUCUCGGCAGAUGGUGCCUCAGAGGACAGGAACUCGCCCUUGGAGACCCCCAGCGAGAGGCAAAAAGAACUUGCCGUCAAGUGCUUGCGUCUCCUCACACAUACAUUUAACAGAGAGUACAGUCACAGCCAUGUCUGCAUCAGCGCCAGCGAGAGCAAGCUGUCAGAAAUGUCUGUGACCCUGCUGAGAGACCCCUCCAUGCCAGCUCUUGGUGUCACCACCCUGACUCCCUCUUCCACCUGCCCAUCACUGCUAGAAGGACAGUAUAAUGCCACUGAGGUCAGAACCUCCCAUCUUUCUUCCAGGGCAGAAAGCCCUGAGCCAGAACCUGUAGUGGAGGGAGAACAGAUGAAAUCUCCUACACGUGGGUCUGAAGAUGAGAAAGAGACGCAGCGCUUACUGGUCCCCGAUAUUCAGGAGAUCCGGGUGAGUCCCAUUGUCUCAAAGAAAGGCUACCUGCACUUCCUCGAGCCUCACACCAACGGCUGGGUGAAGCGCUAUGUGGUGGUGAGGCGCCCCUAUGUCUACAUCUACAACACAGACAAGGACUCUGUGGAGAGAGCCAUCCUCAACCUCUCCUCUGCUCAAGUGGAGUACAGUGAGGACCAGCAGGCCAUGCUCAAGACCCCCAACACAUUUGCAGUAUGCACGGAGCAUCGUGGAAUCCUUCUUCAGGCAAGCAGCGACAAGGACAUGCACGAUUGGCUGUACGCAUUUAACCCUCUGCUAGCUGGAUCCAUAAGAUCCAAGCUGUCCAGAAGGAGAACAGCCCAGAUGAGAAUCUAACCUAAAACCGCUCUCCACUUCAUCUGUCUGCCAGCAGGAUCAAGAUUGCUGGUUCUAUACAAGAGUCCCUAUCUUAAUGUCAAAUCUUUUAUGCCAUCCACCACCCCAGCUGCCUGCUCCAGAAAUGGAUCCAUCUCGAUUUACACCUUCACUGGGAAAAUGCAUUUCUGUUGUAUCUGCAAAAGCCUGGUACAGCCUGGUCAUGAUUUCUUGUGCACAUGUGAUCUUCUGCCCAUCUCCUCAUUGAGUGACCUUGGUGUCACAUGACCUGUAACUUUCAAAAGCAGGAGCUGUGUUUUUUAUUUUAAAGCAAGGCUACAAUUUAAGGAGGCAGGAGCAUUUGAAAGGUCAGAGAUUACAAGUCAUGAGGAAUUGCUUCCAUGUGAAGAAAAAGUGAUAGAUUAAAGUACUGAUACGUCUUAAUUUAUUGACAUAUAAAAAAAGAUUAAGUUAUGGUAGUUUGAGAUUAUAUUUAUAAAGUAUUUAUUUCUAUUUACUUCAGUGCAAUCUGUAUGUUGAGUUUAUCCCGUUUUGUUGCUCAUGUCUUCACACAUAAAACCUCUCCCAGGGAAGGCAGAGCCUUGGAAGUUGGGCCAGUGGGGAGGGGGUUGUCAGGCUGUUUUGUGAUGCCAUCUUUGUCUUCUUUCUCAAUCCCCAGCACUGGGAGGUCUGGAUGGAUUUAGGAGGUCAUGCUCCCACCUGUGUGCAAAUACGUACACACUGACUUCAGAACUCUCAUCCUCCUGCCCCCAUCACGUCUCCUUAGUCCUGACUCCAGAGCUCAAACCACUUUUCCUCCAGGUGGUGACUGGAUAGUGCACUAUGCCAUCCCAAACGAGGCAAUCCACACAUAGCACAGCAAAGACACGCACACGGACAAGUCACCACCCUUAUCAAAGCGCUUUGUGUGUGUAUCCCAUCCUCUCCAUUCCCGCAAGUGCUUGAAACCCAGGUAGACUGCAAAGAUGACAGGUUCUGGUUGGUUCUAUCCAGGAGAUUUGGUUUGGGAUUCUUACCUCUAUUCUUUUUGUUGUCACGGCCCAACCUCAAAUGGGGUGAAAGGGAUGGAAAGGGGAUCUGAAGUUCUGGAAGGGCAGAUGGUUCUGCCAAUCCACUUUUGGGGUGGGGUGCUGUUUGAAUGCUCCCAAUGAGUACAAUGCAGCCUGCCUCUCAAUAUCCUCAGUCACCUUCUAGUAAGGAUGCAGGCCAUCUAUACUGUACUGUACUAAUCUCUGGCCUGGGCUGUACUGUACUAAUCUGUAGCAGGGAAACCUCCAAGAGGAUUAAUCAGUGUUACAGGGAUUCACACUGUAGAUGGGACUCAAGAAUCCUCUCUGAUCAAACCCACCCAACUGGGAAGUGGGGAGAGGCCAGGAGGGAGUGCAUCUCGCCAGUGAGUAUAAUAUGGAGAGAGAUGACAGACCUGUCUUGUGCAUUACUGCAGACCUGCGUUCUGUUUAGCUAGCAAUAGCUUGUUCUGGGCUACCAGGAGGCUACUACAGCCAAAUGCUGGUUCAUUAGUGAAUCUUGGGGAGUUGCCCAUAUACUUACAUCUGUGCAGAUGGUCCAAGUUAAUAAAGGGUUGUUACUGGGGGAGGUCAAAGCUAGAUCAUAAAAUUACAAAAAGAAAAGGAGUACUUGUGGCACCUUAGAGACUAACUAAUUUAUUUGAGCAUAAACUUUUGUGAGCUACAGCUGACUUCAUCGGAUGCAUUCAGUGGAAAAUACAGUGGGGAGAUUUAUAUACGCACACAGACUCUGUAUGUGUACAUAAAUCUCCCCACUGUAUUUUCCACUGAAUGCAUCCGAUGAAGUGACCUGUAGCUCACGAAAGCUUAUGCUCAAAUAAAUUUGUUAGUCUCUAAGGUGCCACAAGUACUCUUUUUCUUUUUGCGAAUACAGACUAACACGGCUGCUACUCUGAAACCUGUCAUAAAAUUACACUGGAGCCUAAAUUCAGAACAGUUGUCUUGAACCAGAUGGCUGAGUCUCACUGUCCUUUUCUGAAAGGGCUUUUACUUUUCUUCUCUUUCAUAUGGGAAGAAUCUGUUUGCAGCAAUUGAAUGGGUAGCAAAGAGAAUGGCAUGGGGAUGGCCAAGGAUGAGAGAAAUUGCAACUUCUCUUUACUUUUAUAUGUGAUUACAUUGUCUUAUUCCCCUCCCCCAUUUAAAACAUUAACUUCAUCCUCUUUCCCCUUUCCCUACCUCUCUAUCAGGCUUAGACUGCCUACAUAGAACAGAUAAGUUGGUGGGGGAAGCAUACCAAAGCAGACAUAUGACAUCAUUAAUAACCCCUCUCCCCAUGGGAAGGACCUGGUCAGGUGGUGCUGACCUUGCUAUAAGCUUUUUAAAGUAACUUAAGCAGCAAAGGUCUUUAUAAAUUUUUAAUUACCCAAAUUGUUUUUAAGAUUUCCAGUUGGUCGUAUGCACCCAACUCCAGGCAGAAACAGGGGGAGCUCACCCUCCCUCCAUACAUAUACCAGGAUCAUCACUGGUCCAUGCUUCAUCGUCACACUUCACGGCUGACCUUAAUUUGCACAGGACGGCUGUGCCUUGGUUCUCUUAGGCACUUUUCCAUCCUUUCUGUUGUGUUUGUUGAGUAUUGUAUGUGUGGCUCCAAGUGGAGAUGGUCUAUGCAGUGUAUUUCUCCUUUCACUUUUUCUUAUUUUGGGGAGGCUAGGGCAUGGGGUAAGGGGACAUGUGGGGAGCCCAACAAAGCCUCCAUGCAACCUCAAUGGGCUGGUAGAGAUGUCACACACACACACACAAAAGCUCCCAGCAAAUUGCCCAUCACCAUGCUACAGUGUGAAGAAAGAUUUCAUGUCCCAGCCUCUGCCUCCUGUCUGCACAGAGACAGUGCAUUUUUAUUGAGCCACUGUUUAGCUCAGCUCUCAUGCUGCAUGACAAGUGCUUUUUUUCCCUCUGGACCCCGAUUUGCUUUUGACCAGCUCCAGGGCAUCACUCCCAUUCCCAGGGAAUUUCAUUCUAUCUCACAGACCUGGAUGGCAUUGCAGGUUCCUGCAGGGAACAAUGUCAGUGCAGGUGCCAGUGCUUGUUCCUUUCAGUGGGCUUUUCUUCUUUGUGUCAGUCCUACAUGGGCAGAUAGGUUAGACAGCAACUUGCUGACCCAGGUGAAGGUCUCUUGUUUUUACAGCUAUUCCUUAUGGACUUAGAAUUAUUUUUUUAAAUCCAGGACUGAAUUUUAAUAAUUAAAUUAAAUGCCUAAUGCCUGAGAUAAUUGCUUUAUACAUACAAACAAAUCUUAUGUGUUAUUAUAUACACAGAGAGAGAUGCUUUGCCCUCAAUGAGAAUCUGCAAGAGAGAAACUCCAAACUAUGGCCUCAGUUCAUAAAAGCAUGUUUAGCACAUACUUAUGUCCAUCCGUAUCCAGCAAAGCAAUUAAGCAUGUGCUUAAAUCACACUGAAUGGAAUUAAGCACAUAUCUAAUGUUUACACCGGGGUAGGCAACCUAUGGCACACGUGCCAAAGGUGGCACGCAAGCUGAUUUUCAGUGGCACUCACACUGCCCAGGUCCUGACCACUGGUCCAGGGGGCUCUGCAUUUUAAUUUAAUUUUAAAUGAAGAUUCUUAAACCUUUGAAAAACUUUAUUUACUUUACAACAAUAGUUUAGUUAUAUAUUAAAGACUUACAGAAAGAGACCUUCUAAAAAUGUUACCGGCACGCAAAACCUUAAAUCAGAGUGAAUAAAUGAAGACUCGCCACACCACUUCUGAAAGGUUGCCGACCCCUGGUUUAGCACAUGCCUCAGUUUUUUGCUGACUGCUGAAUCAAGACCUAGAACAGUUAGAGCACUCCUCCCCUUGUGUAUAUAUCCAUAUUAAUCAGUCUUAAGUUCUAGGGUUUUUUAAUUCUUAAUUCUUUGUUCUAUCUCCCAGCUUAUAAGGGAGCUUUCAUAGAAAGGACUAGGGCUCAUUUUAACUGCUAAACCUCAACCCAAAGAACUGAUUGUCAGCUGGUGAAAAUACAUUUCAGCAAUCUCUGCUCUGGCAGCAAAUAGAUCCUUCCACUGAGGCCCUGAUGAUGGCCAAUGGAAAGUCUCCCAUCAGCUUCAGUGCAUUUUGAAUCAGGCCCUUGGUAAAGACCACUUGGCUUGAGUACCUAUUUUAACAUACUUCAUAGUCAAAAACUUGUUGUUUUGAUGCAGUUUCUAAGAAAUGUCCUGAAUGGCUGGUACAGUCCUAUCAAGAGCUAGUGUAAACCAAAGUGUUCUGGAGCCAGUCUUAGGAAGCAUAUGAAAUUUUAAGCCCCUUCCUUUGGUAAAACAGGCUUAUUACAUUUCCAUUCUCAUCCCAACUGAACUCUGGAUUUUCAGUGUAAAUCAAGACAUUCUUGGACUUCUGGGGGUUUUUUUUAAUCUCUCAUUCAGUCUCAUUCUCAGAGAUUUCCCCAGGUUAGAGCUGUCUAGAGUGGAGGUAGCUAGGUUAUAAAAGUAUAUCACCAUGCUUCCUUAUAUACAUGCCUGUAUUUGUUUUGGACUAGACACAGAAUCACAGGAGACAAUGGGAGAAAAAUGAGGAAGAGAUGCAAAUGCCAGUGCUGAGUCCUCUGGGAAUCCCUGCCAGAUUAGAGAGGAAGGAUGGCUUGGGGGUGAUACUGUUAUGGGUCUUGCCUUAGGUCAGCAAUCCUGAAGAGCAUGGUCUUGAUGUAUUGGUUAUGGAGAAGACAUCUGGUUUCACUCAGUCAAUGCUGUGUGCCUGAGGCUGGCAAACCUGCAGAGCACACUAAUUUUCUGAGUUAGAGACAGGUCUGAUCCAAAGACAGUGGGAGUCUUUCCAUUGACACCAGUGGGUUUGAAUCAGGCCGCAAAUAUAAAGAUCUAGAGUUGAGGAGUAAUGACUGCUUAUGGGACUUAUACUGGCUCCCAAUAAACAGCAGCCAUCUGCUGUUCAUGUGGAUUCCCCAAAAGGGUUAUUUUCUUUAGUACCAUCUGAGGAAUGGCUGGAGAGUCCUAAUUCUAUAUCUUCUAUAUCUGGAGAGUCCUCUUCUAUAUCUGACACCCCACACCUUUCCUUAAUUUAGCAUCCCUGCUGUUGAGAGUCCCACCCAGAGAGACAUGCAUUCUCAAAAAUUCAAGUAGAUGAUUCAUGCAUCAGCCCUUAGAGUAGCUGAGAUUAAAUUCUAUUCAUUGUUCUUUCCAUUGGAUUUGAGGAUGAAAAGGGUCUUCAAGAUUUAAACAUUAAAGAUUGGGUAAAUCUUUUAGCUUCGGUCAAAGCUGAGGCAUAGAAACUUUGUUGUGAGGGUAAAAAUGGCACAAGAAAAGACCCAUAUAAUCCUUAUAAUGAAGAAAGAAUCCAAAAUGGGUGUAUUUGGAUAAGUCAUCCAGUAUGUUUCGACAUGUGUAGAUGAAUUUGAAAACUAAUUGAAUUCAAUGUGACACAGCUGAGUUGUAGACUGGUCACUCAGAAGUAACAGCAGUUGCACAGUAAUAGAAUCAUACUGUUUCCUUGGUGUAACAGAGGUCAGUGAGAUACAAUGAUGUCAUCAAAGUUAAUCAUGCCUUAUCAGGAAGUUAGGAUAAGAGGUAAUUUAAUUGAACAAGUUUGUCAUGGUGAAACAGCUUUGAAAUCAAUGGACUGUCUUUGCCAGGCCUUUUGUAAUCAUGCAAGGGGCAGUCAUUUGUCUACAUCAAGUUUCUCGUAUGAAGCACCCAUCCUGAAGAUCUUCAGCCAACAAUGAGGUACUCACUCAAA
Messenger RNA from Dermochelys coriacea (leatherback sea turtle), 11412 nucleotides. RefSeq names its product kinesin family member 1A (gene KIF1A). NCBI's taxonomy places the organism in Eukaryota, Metazoa, Chordata, Testudines, Dermochelyidae. Gene Ontology annotation, molecular function: microtubule motor activity; ATP binding; microtubule binding. Gene Ontology annotation, biological process: microtubule-based movement. The record is from RefSeq and is a predicted model, not a curated record. The transcript is spliced from 50 exons. Bases 215 to 5701 code for a protein of 1828 amino acids.